GUGGACAACGGCCGGGACGGCCAUGACUGCCUUGGUGGCCGCGGCGGCCCCGGCUUUCCCGGUGGCGCGUGGGCGGCCUGUCUCGCGCCCACCGCACGUCCCGGGGCCAGGCGGAGACGCUGCUUCCAAGAUUCCAAGGCUGGAAAGCCGAAUACACGUAUUUGCCCUCUGCGUGCCUUUCCCGUCCGGCUUGGAGGCAGAGAUCGCCUAUGGGUCCCUGGCCCCAGAUGCCAAACCCCACGGAGGGGCUGUUGAGAAGCAGCUCACAGUGAGUGGCAGCGUCAUGGCCGUCCGCUGGAGAGCUAAAGAUCCUCGCCUCCUCCGAAUUUCCAUCAUGACCUUUCUUGAUCAGCUUUCCCUGGUGAUGCAGACCAUGCGGCGCUUUGGGCCCCCCGUUUCCCGCUAAGCCUGGGCUGGGGAGAGGGGGCUAAGGCCUAACCUCUUGUCCCUUCCCAAGGCACUGCAUCCUUCUCUGGGGCAGUCAUCCCUGUAGUAGUACCUGCAACGGUGUUAGGGGGGCCUGAUCUUCUGGUGUUAGGGGGGCCUGAGCUUCUGCCGCUGCUGGCCCUAGGGCACUCAGGGUCCAUUUGUUUUGUUUGCUGCUUAAAUGUUUGUUACUGCAGAAAAUAAAACUGAGCUUUGCUAAA
This is a messenger RNA of Neomonachus schauinslandi (Hawaiian monk seal), 647 nucleotides long. Its product is annotated as EKC/KEOPS complex subunit LAGE3-like. The record is from RefSeq and is a predicted model, not a curated record. The transcript has a single exon. Gene Ontology annotation, cellular component: EKC/KEOPS complex. Bases 23 to 406 code for a protein of 127 amino acids. NCBI's taxonomy places the organism in Eukaryota, Metazoa, Chordata, Mammalia, Carnivora, Phocidae.